This is a messenger RNA of Ricinus communis (castor bean), 3056 nucleotides long. Its product is annotated as cation/H(+) antiporter 18. Gene Ontology annotation, cellular component: endomembrane system; membrane. NCBI's taxonomy places the organism in Eukaryota, Viridiplantae, Streptophyta, Magnoliopsida, Malpighiales, Euphorbiaceae. Gene Ontology annotation, biological process: proton transmembrane transport; regulation of pH. Bases 308 to 2725 code for a protein of 805 amino acids. Gene Ontology annotation, molecular function: antiporter activity. The record is from RefSeq and is a predicted model, not a curated record. The transcript is spliced from 4 exons.
CCACCACAACCAUGCUUACAAAUUAAAACAGUAACAUUUAAAUCUCCCCAUUUCCCUGUUAACUUCUCUCUAUCUCUCUCUGUUUUCUUCCUCCUUCUAAACACAAAAACAAAGAAAGAAAAUUAGCUGAAGAAGAAGAUGAAGAAGCAAACUCAGUAAUGAUGAUAUGCAAAGUUUACUAUUUAUAUAGUUCUGUCAUUUCUUGUUUGCAGAUAUAUAUAUGUGUUUGUGUGUGUAAAAGCAAGCAUAUUCAGUAAAUCUGUUGUGUGUUUCUUGGUAAUCUGAAACAACAAAAAAGAAAAAAAGAAUGGCUUCUAAUGGAACAGUAGCAUCGUGUCUAAAACCCAUGAAGGCUACAUCUGAUGGAGUCUUCCAAGGAGAUAAUCCUCUUGAUUAUGCACUGCCUCUUGCCAUUGUACAAAUUGUUCUUGUGGUUGUCCUCACUCGGGUUCUUGCUUUUCUUCUCCGGCCAUUGCGCCAGCCUCGUGUUAUCGCUGAGAUUAUUGGAGGCAUACUGCUGGGACCAUCAGCUUUAGGUCGGAACACAGACUAUCUGCAUAGGAUUUUCCCCCCAAGAAGCCUGACAGUGUUAGAUACUCUAGCCAAUCUUGGUCUUCUCUUCUUCCUGUUCCUUGUCGGUCUUGAAUUAGACUUAAAGUCCCUUCGUCGGACAGGAAAAAAGGCUUUAAGCAUAGCUCUUGCAGGAAUCAGCUUACCCUUUGUAAUGGGAAUUGGGGUAUCAUUUGUCCUUAGGAACACUAUCUCUCCAGGAGUAAAAGAAGCUCCACUACUUGUAUUCAUGGGAGUGGCCCUUUCUAUCACUGCUUUCCCUGUCCUGGCUCGGAUUUUGGCAGAACUUAAGCUUUUAACUACCGAUGUUGGUCGAAUGGCAAUGUCAGCUGCAGCAGUAAAUGAUAUAGCGGCAUGGAUUUUACUUGCUCUUGCCAUUGCUCUCUCUGGAACUGGUCGUUCUCCACUAACAUCUUUAUGGGUGCUUUUGACUGGGUGUGGAUUUAUUAUCUGUUGUAUUCUUAUUGUCCCUCCUGUCUUUAAAUGGAUGGCUCACCGUUGUCCUGAAGGCGAGCCAGUAAACGAAAUGUACGUUUGUGCUACAUUAGCUACUGUAUUGGCAGCAGGAUUUUGCACUGAUUCUAUUGGCAUUCAUGCCCUCUUUGGUGCAUUUGUGAUUGGAGUUCUCAUCCCUAAAGAUGGACCAUUUGCUGGUGCUCUUGUUGAAAAGGUUGAAGAUCUUGUAUCUGGUCUCUUCCUCCCAUUGUACUUCGUUUCUAGCGGAUUGAAGACCAAUGUGGCCACAAUUCAAGGAGCUCAAUCAUGGGGCUUACUAGUUUUAAUCAUAGCCACAGCCUGUUUCGGGAAGAUAAUUGGCACCGUAGGUGUCUCUCUCUUAUGCCGAAUCCCUUUUCAGGAAGCUUUAACUCUAGGUUUCCUGAUGAAUACCAAAGGCUUGGUGGAGCUCAUUGUCCUCAACAUUGGAAAAGAUAGAGGGGUCCUGAACGAUCAAACGUUUGCUAUCUGCGUUCUGAUGGCUAUCUUCACAACCUUUAUCACAACGCCUAUUGUUGUAUCAAUAUAUAAGCCCGCAAAAAGGGCAAUAAAUGCUGAUUAUAAGCAUAAAACCAUUGAGAGAAAAGACCCAGAUUCUCAGCUUCGAAUUUUGGCUUGUUUCCACAGUACAUUGAACAUCCCCACAAUGAUUAAUUUCAUUGAGGCUUCGCGUGGAACUGAGAAGAGGCAAGGACUGUGUGUUUAUGCUCUGCACCUUAUGGAGCUUUCUGAGAGGUCAUCAGCAAUCCUUAUGGUCCAUAAGGCGAGAAAGAACGGACUGCCCUUUUGGAAUAAGUUGCAGAAGUCCGAUACCAAUCAAGUUGUUGUUGCUUUUGAGGCUUUCAGGCAGCUGAGCCGUGUGUUUAUUCGUCCAAUGACAGCAAUCUCAGCUUUGCAUAACAUGCACGAGGAUAUUUGCGCUAGUGCUGAAAGGAAAAGGGCUGCAAUGGUUAUCCUCCCAUUCCAUAAGCAUCAGAGAUUAGAUGGGACUUUGGAGACGACACGAAAUGAAUUCCGUUGGGUCAAUAAGAGGGUUCUUGAGCAUGCACCAUGUUCAGUUGGAAUUUUGGUGGAUCGCGGGCUUGGUGGGGGCACACAUGUAUCUGCAAGCAACCUUUCCUCCACCAUAACAGUGCUAUUCUUUGGUGGGCGUGACGAUCGUGAAGCCCUUGCUUAUGGUGCAAGAAUGGCCGAGCACCCUGGAAUUAGCCUAACUGUUAUUCACUUUAUUGCUAGCACUGAGAUUGUAGGGCAGAUGGUCAAAGUUGACAUAACUGAUGAAGCGUCAAUUACAUCAGAAUCGGCUGAUAAAAUGGUUCUAGUUGGGAUCAAGAAAGUUUCAGAUGACAACUCAAUCAAAUUUGAAGAAAGGGUAGUGAAUAGUGCUAGAGAAGUUGUUGAAGCAGUUAAGGAGUUCAGCCGCUGCAAUCUUUUCGUCGUCGGUCGAAUGCCUGAAGGUCCUGUAGCUGCAGCUUUGAAUGGGAAGGCUGAGUGCCCUGAAUUGGGUCCUGCAGGAAACCUAUUGACUUCUCACGAUUUUACUACUUCAGCAUCUGUUUUGGUGGUGCAGCAGUAUAAUAGUCUAAAAUCAACUCAACCCUGCUCAGGCAGCUCCACAAAGAUUGCAGAGGAGCCUGAGCAUGAUUCAGAAACCGGAUAGGUUGGUUUCCCAGUCCAGGCUAUUGUUAUUUGGAUGUAUAUAUAAUAUAUGUGAUGAUCAUGAAAAGAUUAGUAGCAAAUUUCUUUGCUCUUAAUAAGUGUUCAUCAGGACAGGACCUGCUCGCUGUUUUCAAGACCUUGACUGCUCCACAGGAUUUAAAAGAAAAAAGAAAGAAAAGAAAAAAAAGAGAAAAGAAAAGCCAAAGGAGAGUAGAUUUCAUUCAUGUAGAAUUGCUUCUAUACUCUUUUCUUUGCAAACAAUUACCUGUAACUGACACCUGUAAAGGGGUUGUAAUGAAGAGUCUCACUAAAACAUUCCUUUUAUGGUUGCA